Molecule: messenger RNA, 3061 nt
Organism: Triticum dicoccoides
Lineage: Eukaryota; Viridiplantae; Streptophyta; Magnoliopsida; Poales; Poaceae
Product: protein indeterminate-domain 7-like
Exons: 3
Coding region: 1352-2785 (477 amino acids)
Cellular component (GO): nucleus
Molecular function (GO): DNA-binding transcription factor activity
Source: RefSeq, a predicted model, not a curated record
GUGAUACUAAUUUGAUGCCAUAAGUGCUUUUACUUUUUUCUAGAAAGGUGGUCAAACUUUUAAAACUUUGACUGAAGACAAAAGCUAGAUGUACACUUAUUCAUGGACGGAGGGAGUAUACAUAUGUACCUAUACAUCACAGUAUUAUUUUUAUCAUGACCAACAUGCAUGCCCUGUAAUUGACAAAAAAAAACAAUUGUUAAACCUGGGAAUCUAUGUAACAUAUCCAUCUAAUCUAAUUGUUGUGAGAGGAUUGAUGGUCUAUGGUGUACCAACCGAGUGGGUGUACAGUACAGUAGUGAUUACAUAAAGAAAAGCAGGAAUUCAGAGAGGGAGAGGGAGGACGAGAGAGGAAGUAUAUCUACUCUACAUUUGUAAGACAAAGGAAAAGACAGAAAGCUCAACAUCGGUGCAGCAUUGCUCCCAGCGUGGUUCACAAUGUUAUAUACAGUCCGUGAUUUUAGAAUAGUUUCCACUUCUACUACUGUACUUUAUUAUCAUCAUCUUAAAUAAAGUAUAUAAUUACAAGAAGGACAGAAGAGUUGCCUUGUAUUUUUAAUUUUAUUUCAAUUUUGCUCUUGCAUUUGCCCCAUAGGCCAUAGCUAGAGAGAGCAUGAAGGGAAGGGAAGGGAAGAAGGCUCAACUGCUGAUUUGGUCAGGAUUUUUCUUCUUUUUGGCCCCUAAAGCAAGGAAGCAGAUAAAGGAGGGAGAGGAGGGGUUUGGUUUGGUCGUUUGCUAAGCCUUCUUCUCCCCCUCCCCUCCCCCUCCCUCUAGCCCCUAUGGCUGCCAGCACUGUGGCCUCUCCUUUUUCUCUCUCAUGGGGGCCGUCAUCUUCCAGCUUGCAUAGCUCCUGAUCUCCGUUCCUCUCUCUCUCUCCCCCCUGCACUGCCAGCCAGCUCUUGAAUCCUUGCUGUAGUGUUCUACGCUUGUACUGCUGCAGGGAAAGAAAGUAGAGAGAGAAACAAGAAGAAAGGAGAGAAGAGGGAAGGGAGAGAAUCUGAAUUUGCUUUCCAGUCAUUGACCAACCCAACCCCAGUUUCCCCUUGUUUGUCCCCUUCCCCUCCAUCCUUGAUACCUGUGUUAUUCCCUGAGCUGCCGCCGCCGCCGCCGCCGCCUGAGGAGAGGGAGUGGCUCUCUGAACUCUCUCCUUUUGUCACUCCUGUCUUGCCUUGCCCCCAUCCCGUUCUUCCUCCUCCUCCUCCGUUCUUCAGUUAAUGCCCCCUCUGUGGCAGCAUCAAAUUUAUUGCCACCCCUUCCUUGGGCCUUGGCUAAGUUGUGUUUAGACUUUAGAGGGAGAGAGAGAUAUCCUAAGGCCUGAAUCAAAUCCCUAGCACUACAAGUUUGCCGCUUUAUGUAUCAUCACCAUCUUCAGCAGCAGCAGCAGCAGCGUGGAGAAGCGGAAGCGGCAGAUCAGGAUCAGGACAGCAGCAUGUCCAACCUCACCACCUCCGCCUCCGCUUCCGCCAAACCUCCUCCUCCUCCUCCCCCAACCCCGGCCUCCAACAAGCGCAAGCGAAGCCUACCCGGCAACCCCGACCCAGAGUCGGAGGUGGUUGCGCUGUCUCCGGCGACGCUGAUGGCGACGAACCGGUUCCUGUGUGAGAUCUGCGGCAAGGGGUUCCAGCGCGACCAGAACCUGCAGCUGCACCGGCGCGGGCACAACCUGCCAUGGAAGCUGAAGCAGCGCGGGAGCAAGGAGGUGGUGCGGAAGAAGGUGUACAUCUGCCCGGAGGCGUCGUGCGUGCACCACGACCCGUCGCGCGCGCUGGGCGACCUCACCGGGAUCAAGAAGCACUUCUUCCGCAAGCACGGCGAGAAGAAGUGGAAGUGCGACAAGUGCUCCAAGAAGUACGCCGUGCAGUCCGACUGGAAGGCGCACUCCAAGAUCUGCGGCACCCGCGAGUACAAGUGCGACUGCGGGACCGUCUUCUCCAGGCGGGACAGCUUCAUCACGCACCGGGCCUUCUGCGACGCGCUCACCGAGGAGAGCAACAAGGCCAUCAGCGGGGGCGGCCUGCCACUGCCACCCAUCGCGCACGCCCAGCACCACGCCAUGCUCUAUUCGCCGCACGAUCUGAUGCAGCAGCACCACCACCAGGAGCUCGCCGCGUUCCAGGACCACCAGCACCAGGUCAUGCAGCAGAAUUGCAACUUCGACGUGAAGCCGGAGAUGCAGCCGUGGCCAACCAUGCCCUACGACGACGUCCACCACCCGCUGCUGCAGCCGCUCUGCAGCGCCACCGCGCAGAGCUCCGCCACGUCCGUGCCGACGCCUACGCACCACCAGCAGCAGCAGCUUCCCGCGGCAGCCGCGCACCUGUCGGCCACAGCGCUCCUACAGAAGGCGGCGCAGAUGGGCGCCACCAUCGGCGGGGCCGGCGCUGGCGGGGCGGGAGUGCACUACACCCAGAUGGCCGGCUCGGCGACCAGCGCGACCGGCAGCGCCACGUUCGGGCUCGGCCUCUCGUGCCUCAGCAACCAGCAGAUGAUGAGCCUCGCCAGGACCGCCUCCCAGGGCCGGAGCGGCGAGGAAGGCGGCGCCUCGGGAGGGGCCAACGACGGCAUGACCAGGGACUUCCUGGGGCUGCGCGCCUUCUCGCACCGCGACAUCCUCGGCCUCGCCGGCUUUGACUCGUCGUGCAUGGGCGCCGCCGUGAACACGGCCGGCAACAACACCAACAUGGCUCCCUGCUACGAGCCACAGCAACAAGGACAGCCGCAGCCGCAGCCGCCGCAGCAGCAGAGCAGCAACGAGCCGUGGCAUGGCAUGGGUAGCCAUAGCUAGCCAUGAUGAUAGUUGCAUGGUCGCUUCUGAUCACCGCAGAGCACUGCUUGCUGCUACCCUCUAGAUCAGCAAGGGAUGCGUUUUGAACUGGGUAAUCUCUCUCUCUCUCUCUCUCUCUCUCUCUCUCUCUCUCUCUCUCUCUCUCUCUCUCUCGCACUCGUGAUCUUGCAAGCUAAGCAAGCUUUGGAGUUUUUUGUGGGUAGAAGCCAACUGUAAGGUAAACUGGGAUCAACGAAAAGCUACGUGAAAAUAAUACAUGCAUCCGUUCUCUCUCUC